CGCGCACGUUCCAGCACUGCUACUCUUACGACGCAGUCUCAAACAUGGUGCGCAAUCUCACUGCUGCCUUGAACAGCAAGGGCUGGUUCAAGUAUAAGAUGCCCGAAUGGUCAUUUGACCACGUUGUCGUAGGUGGUGGUGUGGUUGGUCUAACUAUCGCAAGGCAGCUGCUCCAACGAUUUCCAGGCAAGACCACAUGUCUGCUCGAAAGACAUCCCUCAGCAGGUGUGGAGAUUAGCUCGAGAAACUCGGAGGUCAUUCAUUCAGGGCUAUACUAUCCUCCAAAUUCGCUGAAAUCACGCCUUUGUCUCCGUGGACGUCAAUUGCUCUACGACUACUGUGAAAAGCACGAUAUUCCUUUCCAGCGAACGGGCAAGCUGGUCGUUGCUACCGAACCUAAUCAACUUCCGUACCUCGAAUAUCUGAGAUCCAAUGCUCGAUCCCUCCUACCGCCGCCUCACUGGACAUCAAAAGGAGAGCACGAUUCUGUUCUGCCUCUAGAACUUUUAUCUGGUGACCAAGCGCGUGAGCUCGAACCAGAGCUUUCACCAAAUGUCAUUGCGGCACUUUGGAGCCCCGAGACAGGCAUCAUAGACUCACACGCCUUCAUGCAAAGUCUCCAGAAAGAUAUAACAGCUAAUUUUGAAUCACCCUUGUCCUUUCAGAGUCGAGUCGUGCGCGUUGACCCGACGUACACGGGACCAGAUGGAGUGCCUGGCUGGGUCGUGCAGGCCGUUCCCCGUUUUUCGGAGAGGUUAUCCGAAGACUCUGACACAUAUGCAAUAUUCGCUCGCGUGUUGAUAAACGCCUCUGGGCUUUCUGGCCCAUUGAUACUGAACUCGCUGCUCGAUGCGCGCAAGCGCAUACCAAUGUACUAUGCACGGGGGUCUUACGCGUCGUACACCGGUCCAGGUAUCUCAUGCGUUUCGCACUUGAUCUACCCUUGCCCCGAAGCAUCGUCAUCUGCCGACAAAGGAGCUCACGCAUUUCAAUCGUUGGGAACGCAUCUCACUUUGGAUUUACAGGGCAAAGUGCGCUUUGGGCCGGAUUUGGAGUGGAUUUCACCCCCGAAGGACACGUCUGAUGUAGACUUUUGGAUGCAAUAUCUAGCGCCUGAUGAGUCAAGGAUCCAGGAUAUGCACGAAGCCAUAUCACGCUAUCUACCAGGAGUUGAGUUGGAUGGAUUGAAGGCGGACUAUGCUGGCAUCAGACCGAAACUCGUUCCUCCAGGCGGAGGCUUCCAAGACUUCGUGUUGCGGAAGGAUUACGAUCGUAGCUUCUUGCCGAAUUUUCGAAGACGAAGCGGAAGCCCAAUGAUCAGUUUGAUGGGGAUUGAAAGCCCCGGGCUCACAGCGAGCUUGGCAAUUGCAGAGAUGGUGGUUGAAGAUAUGCUAGUGGCCGAGAAUGAUCAUAUACGUUGAGAUGCCUAUAAACAUUGUACUAAAGCAAAUGCAUUGCGAGAGGGGUAGCACAUGUAGAAGGUAUGGAUGACUAGUGUCGAGGAAGGGUCUUAGGCUCCCAUGUCUCGAUCUUUGGCUUCGCGGUGUUGUAGGAACGAUAUGCACCUCUUGUUCCAGUCAGAUUCUCGAUCCAUGGCUACAUGGAACCGGAUGUG
This is a messenger RNA of Heterobasidion irregulare TC 32-1, 1615 nucleotides long. RefSeq lists its product as uncharacterized. The record is from RefSeq and is a predicted model, not a curated record. The coding region runs from base 45 to 1421 and encodes 458 amino acids. The transcript is spliced from 5 exons. Gene Ontology annotation, molecular function: (S)-2-hydroxyglutarate dehydrogenase activity; (S)-2-hydroxy-acid oxidase activity. Lineage: Eukaryota; Fungi; Basidiomycota; Agaricomycetes; Russulales; Bondarzewiaceae. Gene Ontology annotation, cellular component: mitochondrion.